Brassica rapa (field mustard) is the source of this 2105-nucleotide messenger RNA. RefSeq lists its product as uncharacterized. The record is from RefSeq and is a predicted model, not a curated record. NCBI's taxonomy places the organism in Eukaryota, Viridiplantae, Streptophyta, Magnoliopsida, Brassicales, Brassicaceae.
AAACUAGAAAUAUGGAUUAACUAUACUUAUGUUUGGUUAUCUUCGGAUAUCCAUUCAGGUUCGGAUAUUACCCGUUCAGAUUCAGAUAUUACCCGAACUGGUGAAAUAAGUAAUUUGUUGUUUUAAUUAGAUGAUUUUUAGACCGAUCUGGUGAAUAUAUACUAGACAAACAUUUAUAUUUUGAAUAUGCACUUAUAUUCUAUAACAGCUUGAUAUAUUAGAUUUGAACACUAACCUGUUAAUAUAGUUUGUCAGUGAUUUUUUUUCAAAAUUUUGAUUCUUCGAUAUAUAUGUAUAUGGAGUGAAACUAAUUUUUACAGAUAUCCAUUUUUUUUAAAUUGACACUUAUGUAAUUUAUUGAAUUCAUAAAAGAAGUUAAAAAAAGAAACUUAACUCAUAUCAAUGAAAUAAAGACGAGAAUAAAAGCCCAAUUCUAUAGAGGUAGAAAAUGAAAUCGCUAAUGGAGAGUCAAUAGUAUACAAAUUGAGAAAAGAAAAUCUAAUCCCUUUUCGUUAUUAUACAAUCGAUGUUGGAUAUUUGGUUUUGGUGAUUUGUGCCAGCCACAAAACUUAAUUUUCUUUUUGCAUAUGAAGUCUUAAAAAUAAAUAAAAUGAGAUGUAAUACGUUAACUAUUCAACAACGAUGAUAUAUUUAAGAGAUCAAUACUUGUAUUUAUCAUUUUAUAAUCGAUAAAGAUCGUAGUGUUACAAAAUGUUAAAAUCAUUUUAUAAACAAAUAUUAUUAUAAGAAUUCACCCUAGACGCACUUAAUAGUGCUGACUCCAACGACUAGAUAUGCCGCCACAUGGCGACGACCAAACCCACAAAAGCGAAAUCAGUAGGCUCUCGAGUGUUUGUUGAAUGUUGAGAUGUGGGUGAGACUUGAGAGAGUAUUGUUGGGGGUAGGCUUGAUUCUUUUGUUCCCACUCCAUCCCAAACUGGUGGCUUAUAUAAAAGAAAAAUAAACAAACUACCUAACUUAUACAGAAAAGGAGGAACGUCACAUUACAUACAAACGUUGCACCAAAUACAAAAAAUACUUUAUACGAAAAAUAUGAAAAUGAAGUUGAACCACUCAGUAAUUGCUUCAGAGUGCCGUCUCUCUUUCUCUAUCAACGAGGGUUUGAUUCAUUUAGAAGAUUGACUCUUUCAUCAUCUAAGGCCAGGCAUGAGUUAGGGUCUUCUAUAUAUAUGAUUAAAAGACUGCCGUACAGAGCUGGGUGACCUGAAGGCUUAAGCCACGCAAAAGGGACUCUCACCCUUAAAUACAUCCCCUCUUCUUUACUUUAACUUGUUAUAUAUAUGCACAUACAUACAUGCUUAUGCUUCUUCCAUUAGUUAAACAAAAAGUUAAAGCAUUUUGAGUAACAAUGAGAAGCUUCUUCAUCCUACGUUGCUUCUUGUUAUUCUUUUUCUUGUUCGACCUAGCGUUUGCAGCUGAAGGAAAGAUAUGGAGCAGAACAGAUAUGGUGGAGAUGGCUGGCUACGGUGAACAGAAACUCUCCUCUGUGAUCAUCACCGGAUCUCUUCUCUGCGACACUUCACACUCCAUAUCUAUUCCAGGUGCUACUGUUGCCAUCAAGUGUCACACUGGAUGCAAAAGGAGAUCCAAAUGGAUCAAGGCUGUUACUGAUGAUCUGGGAGAGUUUGAAAUCGAUCUUCCUUCCCAACUCCACGCAAUUCCAGACCUGGAAAACACAUGUGUCAUCAAGCCAAUGCAUGUGCCUCAUGAGCUCUGUAGAUGCCACCACAAUUCGACCAAUACACACAAACGCAUCAAACUUGUUUCCUCUACCAGCGGAUUCCGUGUCUACUCCUCAGGGAAGAUCAGGUUACAGGGCCACAGUUAGCAAGCUCGCGUGGUGUCAAAAGAUUUAAAACAGAAGAAACAUGAAAAUUCUUGAAAAUCCACUGUAAAAAGCAUUUUGGUAUGGUCCUUCACUUAUUUAGCUGGCGCUUCAGUCACAGAAUCAAGUCGAGUCUUCUCUACAUUAUUUUUCAUGUUCCUACAAUGUAAUUAAGAACGAUGCUUGGAUGAUCAUCAUACAUGUAAAGGUUCUCAUGGAUUUUGAUACAAACAGCAAGCAGCGCGGUCACAUUUGAAUA